AUGACAUACUCCUGGAUGAAUCAUUUUCGUUGGCUAAUGGUAACUUUUUUCACUGAAGUACUCACCACAGGUGCGUUUGGAUCAACAGGGAUGCCCACCUGUGCUAACGACACAACUGUCAUAAAUACUCUGCUCAAAGAUACCUACAACAAGCACUAUAUUCCUUCACAUCCAACACAAGUGCGAGUGGAUAUGUGGGUGCAGGAAGUGACAGCAGUCUCCGAACUCACACAAGACUUUGAAAUUGACCUCUACAUCAACGAAUUUUGGGAGGAUCCAGCAUUGGUUUUUGAUUACAUGAGUCCAUGCAAAUCUAACAUCUCAUUCGACGACAAAGUUCUACAAAAGCUUUGGAUCCCGAACACGUGCUUCAUCAACUCGAAAAACGCAGCUAUUCAUGAGUCACCAUUCAGGAACGUUUUUUUGAUGGUUUUCGCAAAUGGUACACUAUGGACGAAUUAUCGAAUGAAACUCACUGGUCCAUGCGAUAUGAAUCUCAAGCGGUUCCCCUUCGAUCAACAGAAGUGCUUCCUCACAUUCGAAUCGUACAAUUACAACACAGGUGAAGUGCGAAUGCAAUGGAAUCAACCGUAUCCGGUGAUGCUGCUGAAACCGAUCCAACUUCCAGAUUUUGAGAUGGUCAACUUCAGUGUCAUCGCAGUUGAGCAGAUGUAUCCAGCUGGCUGGUGGGACGAGUUGACGGUAGCGUUCGUUUUCAAGCGGAGAUAUGGGUGGUACAUACUACAGGGUUACAUACCCACAAUGGUUACUAUCGUGAUCUCAUGGAUAUCAUUUUACUUAGGAUCCAGAGCGAUUCCAGCCAGAACAAUGCUAGGAGUCAAUUCAUUGCUAGCAAUGACGUUUCAGUUUGGAAAUAUUAUCAGGAAUCUUCCACGGGUAUCAUAUGUGAAAGCAAUAGAUGUUUGGAUGUUGAGGUAA
Molecule: messenger RNA, 939 nt
Organism: Haemonchus placei
Lineage: Eukaryota; Metazoa; Nematoda; Chromadorea; Rhabditida; Trichostrongylidae
Source: the annotation of a GenBank genome assembly